AUGACGGAGCUUCAUCCUUUAGGGGUGAAAUCGGGGGAGUACAAUCAACAUGUAGAAUAUAGGAGUGGCGCAUUUGACCGCACAUUUGAGGAUGGACAUCCUUGCACAUAUGUGGAGGAGGCAGACGGAGAUGCAGGGGAUCUCGGUAGUGAUGACCCGUAUGUGAACUCGAACCAAGUUAAUCGCGAAGACGACGGCGAUGAAUUCCUGCCGGAUGAAGAUGAACCGCUGAGGGAGGGAGAAGACGUAGAAGAAUUCGAAGACGAUAUCGACACGCUGCUGUUCACGAACAACCUGAACUCCAGCCUAAUUGGGAACCUUUGGCAUGCCUCUGCCAAUAGCGUAUAUAAGGAGUCGUGGAAGAGUGCCCACGUUAAGAAGGAAAGCAGCCCAAUCGUUGAAGCAACUUUGUAUAGUUACCCCAAUGAAAGGGAAAACCACAAUUGUGUCAACGAAAAAGUGAUUCCCUCAGAAGGAAACCAAUACGGAAAGUGCUACACGAGUGCAAAAGAUGUUACUCAGGGAAAGAAAAAAAAAAUUAGUGACGCACAUGAGCACUCAGAGGAGGAAGUAAAAAGCGGGACAACGAAUGACGCCCACCUGGAGGAGGAAAACAACCCAUCGCAGAUAAUUAAGACAAGCAGUAAAAUUGCAGAAUGGAGUGGGAAGAAUAAAGUGGACUCCUUUAUCAACGAAAUAUACGAAGAGGAACAGAAGGAAGUUGAAAAAAUGAAAGAAUUUUUUGAAAAAAAUGAAAAGAAUCUGAUGAAGUUUAGAAACUCCAUUUUGUGUAAAUUAAAAAUAUCGGAAGAGCUGCCAAAAAAAUUCAAACACUUAAGCAAAGACACAAAUUUAUUUAAUGAGGAAAAGACCAAAGAAAAACAUUACAAGAAAUUAAUUGAUUCUUUGAAUAAGCAAAGUAUCCAAGAACCCCCUCGUCGUAAACACAAGUUUGCAAAAAAUGUAAAUUAUGACCAAAUGGAGACUAUAAAAAUAUUAGACAUUGACAGUGUGCCUCUAGACGUUUUAAAUAAACUGUUUGCAUAUAAAAUUGUAAAAAACUGCAGUGCGGAAUUGUGCCUGAAGAUAAUAAGCAGAAUAGGAAUGUAUAGGGAUAAGUACUCGCAAGUUUCGUAUGAAAAUAUGAUAAAUUAUUUGGGCCAAACGAUUAACCAUAAUAGCAAUGCGGAAAUUAUUGCCCUUUUUUCAAGGUGCUACGAAACUGUCAGUAUCCCAUUUUUAGUUAAUUUUGUAAGAAAGUAUGCAACAUUUUCCAGAUCCUUUAUUGUCAACAUGUAUGAUAAAUACUUCCGAAAAAGGCUCUUCGAUUUUGUACGCUAUGAAAGCAAUUUCGGAAUUAGAAAAAUACCCAACAUUUUGACGCACCCAUAUCAUCUGUCAUCUUACAUAAAAUUGUUGGGAGAAUGUUCUGCUAAAAAGGACAUGUACAUACAGCUAAAAAUGAGGGGACAUGUGCCGCACUGGGCUAAUUUGAAUCAGGAAGGGACAGCAAACGAAAUGGAUUACCUACCGGGGGGGAUGAACUACCUGCCGGGGGAGGAAAACCACCCUAGGGCGAAAAAGAUCACCAUAACGGAUGAUAAAAAGAAAUCCGUGAAAAGGAAAAACUACGUCGAAAGGCCCAAAAUGUAUGACGUUAUUUUAUCAGCUGAGUACACAGGGCUCCCAAUUGAACAUUUUAUUGAAAAGGAGGAGGACUUCCUACAUAUUAACACGGGCAAGGAAAAACAGUUACAACAAAAUAGCCCCAAUUUGUUAAGCCAUUCAGAUGGAGCAUUAUACAAUGGGGGACAACUCAAGGAGGGAGGAGACGAAAAAGACAUGGAGCAUUUGCCCAUUUACAGGGAAGACCCAACGAAUGACGCCAAAACAGAAGUUAUCAUCGCCAUUGGAAGUAGCGGCCAACAUGAAGGACACCCUACGCAUAGCAGUAAAUGCGAAACCGAAACGGAGGAGAAACCGAGUGAAAAUAUCAACUUCACCCUGGAGGAGGACUGCGAUAUUUAUCUCUAUAAAGGAUUCAACAAAUUGAAUAAAUCAUCCCUAAAACUACAAACCACGUUGGUAAAAACGGAGGAGGAUUACUCAAACGAGUUGGCUCUGUGUCCCAGUCAAGGAGAGCACUAUGAAGAAGUAGACAAGGAACAAAAUAACCACGCCUUGUGGGAAUUGCCAUGGAAAACCAGAAGUAAAAACUCCUUCUUUUUUAAGGGGCGCUUUUUUAAGGUCCUCCCGAAUGAAGGCUGGUCAGAAAUUAAGGAUAUAUCAAAUCAGUAUAUACGACCGAGGAGAAAAAGAACAAAACAUUCUAUCAGGAGAAGGAGAUUUUUACAAAAAAAAAUUAAAAUUAAUUUGUUUAAAAAAAAAAUUCUGCAAAAAUGA
Molecule: messenger RNA, 2403 nt
Organism: Plasmodium cynomolgi strain B
Lineage: Eukaryota; Apicomplexa; Aconoidasida; Haemosporida; Plasmodiidae
Exons: 2
Coding region: 1-2403 (800 amino acids)
Source: RefSeq, a predicted model, not a curated record